AUCUCUCGUUCAUUGAUACCACUCAAACAUCUACCAAUAUCAAAAGCAAAAGAAAAUAUGGCAAAGUCUCUUCACAUUGCAAUGUUUGUAUCUAUAGUAAUGUUCUUCACGUCAAAUUCGAUUUCUUCCCAGGAAAUUGAUCAAUAUUCACAAGAGGCACCAGGAGAUGUGAAGAUAUCUCCCACAUCGGAUUUUGAUAUUUACGUCGAAUAUCCUGAUGAAUCUUCAUUUAAAGAAGCCGAUUCAUCCGCACUGGAAGCUGAGGUGAAGUUUGAACAUCAUUACACGGACAAACAGUUCCGUUUUCUUGAGGUUUGCGCUCAAAAGCUGACCUCAUCACACUGUGGAGAUGUUCUUUUCAAGAACAUGGUAGGUGAGGGAACUCCAGUAUUGUUAGCUGAAUGUUGUGCUGAGCUACUAAAGAUUGGAAAAGAUUGUUAUCUAGGAACGGCUCAAGUCAUUUUAUCGACUUACGAGUAUAGAAAUAUUGCGUUUAAGGCUAUUCCGAAAAGCAAACAGACAUGGAAUGAUUGUGUUCGUCUAACUGAGAAUUGAAACUCAGAUGGGUAGUUUGAUCGUUAUUGAGAAACUAAACUAAUUGAUAUUCCAUUGUGAUGAUGUUUUAUAUAUGUGAUUAUGUAACUCACGUGUCAUGACAGUUACCAUUAUAUAAAUAAAGUUAAAGAUCUUUUUACA
Molecule: messenger RNA, 696 nt
Organism: Brassica rapa (field mustard)
Lineage: Eukaryota; Viridiplantae; Streptophyta; Magnoliopsida; Brassicales; Brassicaceae
Product: protein DOWN-REGULATED IN DIF1 11-like
Source: RefSeq, a predicted model, not a curated record